Messenger RNA from Mucor mucedo, 3118 nucleotides. Its product is annotated as DNA topoisomerase. Gene Ontology annotation, biological process: DNA topological change. Gene Ontology annotation, cellular component: nucleus. Gene Ontology annotation, molecular function: DNA topoisomerase type I (single strand cut, ATP-independent) activity; DNA binding. The coding region runs from base 494 to 3016 and encodes 840 amino acids. NCBI's taxonomy places the organism in Eukaryota, Fungi, Mucoromycota, Mucoromycetes, Mucorales, Mucoraceae. The transcript has 15 exons. The record is from RefSeq and is a predicted model, not a curated record.
AAAAAAAAAAAAAAAAAAAAAAAAAAAAACGCACACCUAAGGGAGUUCGCCACUUAUUAAAGAAAAGAUCGAUACGACAACAAAAUCAUACAUAUUGUCUGAUUAACAACAAGAGAGAACUUUGCUGCUCUAGAUUUAAAUAAAUUUACUACACGAUUUGUGCAAGAGAUAGACUGUAAAUCAUGAUGAAUACACGAUUACACUCGAGAUUCUAAAAAAAGCGACACCUGACGUACAUGUAUUCUGGAUGUAGUCUAAAGUAAAUGUAGACCCCCUCUUAAAGAGAAUGAAAUCAUUGUUAUUGUCGUUAGCGCCAAUAAAAAAUACGCUAAGAGUCCAUAGGUUGGUAUCAAUUCUCGGCAACCCAGCAUUUCAUAGAGUAAAAUUUCCAUAGUGACACUUGUUACUAUGGCAAAAUUUAAUUCAGCACGAAAAUCUUUUUUUUUUUGGACUCAAAAACGCGUUCUCUCUUUUUCUUUAAACUUACAUUAUUAUGUCACCCUGCAGAGUGCUCAUGGUGGCUGAAAAGCCUUCAUUAGCAGAAGCCUUGAGUCGUCUACUUGCUCCCAAUGGCCAGUUUACAACAGAACGUCAUGCUACACCUGUUCACGAAUGGAAAGGCAUGUUUCGUAACGACCCCGCCGACUAUAAAUUCACUUCAGUCACAGGUCAUGUCUAUGGUCUCGAUUUCACCAAAGAAUUCAACUCAUGGGAUAUCGAUCCUUUAAAAUUGUUUGAGGCAAAGACAAUCAAAUCAGAAUCGAACCCUAAAUCACACAUGACACACCAUUUGCAGACUGUGGCGAGAGGCGUGGAUUUCUUGGUGCUCUGGUUGGAUUGUGAUCGGGAAGGAGAGAAUAUUUGCUUUGAGGUGAUUGAAAAUUGUUUACCGAAUAUGAAGCAUGGUAGUAUGACCAAUGUCUUGCGAGCCAAAUUUUCAGCCAUUACAAAGGAAGACGUACGUAAAGCCAUGAACAAUCUAGGCAAACCAAACGAGAACGAAUCCAGAGCUGUGGAUGCACGUCAAGAACUUGAUUUAAAAGUAGGUGUAGCAUUCACUCGUUUUCAAACCCGUUUUUUCCAAGGAAAAUAUGGCGAUCUAGAUUCUACCGUCAUCAGUUAUGGUCCCUGUCAAACACCCACACUUUCUUUUUGUGUGGAACGUCAUGAUCGUAUCCAAGCAUUUCAACCAGAGCCAUUUUGGUCUGUGGCCACCACAGUCAAGAAAUCGGACUCUUCUAUUAAACUUUCUUGGAUUCGAGAAAGAGUCUUUGAUCGUCAAGUGGCUACCAUGUUCGUCAAUAUGGUCCAAGAUGCUAAAUCUGAGGGAGCAAAGGUUGUGAAUAUCAAUAUACAAAAGAAAUCCAAACCAAGACCUCAUGCAUUAAAUACUGUUGAAAUGUUGAAACAUUGUUCCUCAAGUCUAGGCAUCAGUCCUAGUGAAUGUAUGAGUCUUGCAGAAAGACUGUACAUGCAAGGUUACAUCUCUUACCCACGUACAGAAACAUCUAAAUACCCAGAAAGCUUUGAUCUCGAUAGCGUACUGCGGGAACAGUCUUCUCAUUUAGAUUGGGGUCAACACUGUAAGACCUUAUUAGCAAACGGGUAUGAUCGUCCCUCUGGUGGUACGGAUACAGGUGAUCAUCCUCCCAUUACACCCAUGCGCAUGGCAAAUGAAGGCGAUAUGCCGGGUGAUGUAUGGCGAUUAUAUGAUUUCAUCACACGUUCAUUUAUCGGUUCAGUCAGUCCUGGUUUAAAAUAUACCACCACCAAUGUGACAUUUGCCAUUGGAGAUGAAAAAUUUGAUUGUCAAGGCACCAAAGUUACUUCACCUGGAUUUACAUCUGUUAUGCACUGGAUAACCAAAGCAGAUGAAUAUAUUCCUGAAUUCAAACAAGGAGAAACACUCGAGAUUCAAACGAUUCAACUGUCAGAGGGAAAGACGAGUGCGCCUGAUUAUUUGACAGAAUCCGAAUUAAUUGGGUUAAUGGAACAGAAUGGUAUCGGUACAGAUGCUUCGAUUCCUACACAUAUCAAUAACAUUUGUCAACGAAAUUACGUCCAAGUCACGUCAGGUCGAAAAUUAAUUCCUACAAAUUUGGGUAUUGUCUUGAUUCAUGGUUAUCAAAAGAUUGACCCAGAACUUUCUUUACCCACUAUGCGCUCUGAUGUUGAACAACAGUUGAAUUUAAUCGCUUCAGGUAAAGCAGCACAUGGAGAUGUCUUGCUUUAUUUCUUAAAUAUGUUUGCAAAAAAAUUCGCUUACUUUACAAAACAAAUUGAAGCAAUGGAUGAACUUUUCGAGGCAACGUUCUCUCCAUUGGCUGCAACAGGAAAAUCGUUUUCCAAAUGUGGAAAAUGCAAACGGUAUAUGAAAUACAUUUCAUUGAAACCCAAUCGUCUUCAUUGUGCCACUUGCGACGAAACUUAUUCGCUUCCUCUCAAUGGUCACAUUAAACUCUACAAGGAACUUAAAUGUCCUCUGGAUGAUUUCGAAUUAGUACUUUAUUCAACAGGAUCCAAAGGAACGGGUUAUCCUAUCUGUCCCGCAUGUUACAACAACCCUCCGUUUGAAAACUUUAAAAAGGGUAUGGCUUGUAACCAUUGUCCACAUCCCACCUGUCCUCAUUCAAUGGUGACAACAGCGGUCUGUCCUUGUCCUGAGUCUGAAUGUAAUGGUUCAUUUAUCUUGGACGCUACUUCGGCUCCUCGAUGGAAAUUGAGUUGUAAUGAAUGUAAUAUUGUUUCUUCCUUUGUGGACACAGUCAAAAAUGUAACAAUCCAAAAUGACAUGUGUGAGUGUGGGUCAGUAAUUCUCAAGGUGGAAUUCCGUGAAAAUCAAAACAAGGAACCCAUGACGGGCUGUAUUGUAUGUGACGAUGGGAUGGAAGCAUUGUUAGCCACACGGUUUGCAAGAAAGAAUGUAAGGUUUGGCGGUGGUACAAGACGUAGAGGACGUGGUGGGGGAAAACGAUUUGAUCCCAAAUUAAAAAAAUUGUAUGCGGAUAUGCGAUAACCUUUUUUUUUAAUCAAAACCCUUUCCUCCCUUUAUUUUUUUUUCACUUUCUUUUUUCUUUUUCUUUUUUCCUAUCAUUAAAAAAAAUGAAGUUAUUCGUUG